Molecule: messenger RNA, 1638 nt
Organism: Nerophis lumbriciformis (worm pipefish)
Lineage: Eukaryota; Metazoa; Chordata; Actinopteri; Syngnathiformes; Syngnathidae
Source: RefSeq, a predicted model, not a curated record
AUGGAGAAAGAUGUCGAGGUGCAUGAAAGGGCUCACACAAGUAAGUCAAUGGAGAAUGAGUUCCAGUCCCUCCCUAACACCUCAGAAGUGGAAUUCUGCACAGUGACUGGAGAAGAACUUAUUACCAACUACGACAUACUAGUACAGCUCUUUAAGCAGGAGCGCUUCCAUGCCAUGGAGAUGUGGCAGAAAGCUACACAAGAGGCUAAACAAUACCAGGAGCUCUUCCACAAAGCUUUCAAUGAUAGGCAGCUGGCAGAUGCCAUGACACAGAAGCUCAAGAAUCAACUCCAUCAAUUCACACAGCAGUCCCACAAACUCAAAGUUAUCAAUCAGGAAAUGCAAUUGACCAUCAAGCAUCUCCAAAAGACUGAGAAAGAGCAGAUUGAAGAAAUAGAGGAUCUACACCAUCAACUUAAAAAGAAUAAUUAUGAUUUAAGAGCUGCUCCAGACAAAAUGGAUGAAAUGACUGAACAACGGCAAUGUUUUGAGCAGCCGCUAAAAACAAAGAAAGAGUUAUGGAACCUAAUCCGCGGGUAUAUGCAGGUAGCUGAGGCUUUGGUGGUCCAGAAACAUCAUAAUGAAUUCAACGUUUCCCUUAGACAUUUAAGGGAGAACUCAGUGGAUAUGGAGAAUAAAGAUAAGGCUGUUCAACAGUUAAUUCAGGAAGCUGCUGUCCGUGCCAGGAAAGAGGUAGAUAAUGUGCGAGAGCAGUGCAACGUUCAAAUCCAUCGUAUAGUAGAGGAGCUAUCCCAUUUGCAAAUGGAGUGCUCAAUCAAAGAGUCCCAGAUUGAGAGGUGCAACAGUGAGAAAAAAGCUCUCGAGAGGGAAUUAGAUAGGGUGACAAAGUCCCGUGUAGCGCAAGACCUUGAAAAGUUCAAGGCCCUUCACCAGAGGUGUCUACAUGCAGAGAGGAUAAGGGAUGACAUGAGCGUCACUCUGAAAAGCACUGAAAGCAAAUUGAAGAAGUGUGAAAUAGACAGCAAUGAGGAACUGUCAUACAGCCGGGAAGAAAUACAACGUCUGCAGAGCAGUUUAGCCACAGCCUGGAAGGACUGUGACCAGAUCAGUGAGGACCGAUUCAAACUACAGCAGGAGAACCAACAGCUCCACAGGCAGAUGAACGAACUGAGCAAAAGUACCUUGUUAGUCCAAAAUAAGGCCAAAAAUCAAAUAUUGCGGAUGGAGCAAGAGUACAAAUUCAAAGAGAAUACAAAUCACGCACAAAUGAUAGUUUUGGAGGAGAGGCGUCGUAACCUAAAUUCUGACCGGCUCAACUUCCUGACAGCACAGCAAAAAAAUAUCAAACGCUCCAAGGAUGAAGCAACAAACUUGACAAAGGCCUUUGAAGCCAGGUUUCAACAGCUCAUGACAGAGAUGAAUCACCACAAACGGCGAUUAUACGAGAUGGAACUACAGCUCAGAAAUAACCAAGACACUAUGACUGAGUAUAUGAGCCAGCUAGAAGAGUCUGAAAAGAAGUCAGUCGGCCUCCAGAAACGAUUGACCGACGCUGAGCAAAGGGUUACUAAUGCUACCCAUCAGGAGGAAUCCGAAAGCGGAAUAGAGUGGGUAGCUAAAUCGACAGUGGAAGAGACGUCGCUGAGUCAGUCUUUGGAGGCUACCCCAAACAGCUGA